Messenger RNA from Acanthoscelides obtectus, 3546 nucleotides. The record is from the annotation of a GenBank genome assembly. Lineage: Eukaryota; Metazoa; Arthropoda; Insecta; Coleoptera; Chrysomelidae.
UCGAAAACGAUCCCUAUAAACUUACUCAGUCGCUCGCCCAACUUUUGACAGCUAGCGCGUAGCAAGGAGGCGGUUCAAAUGACAGCUAGAUGACUGCACUACCGAGAAAAAUCUGGCAAAAUCAAAACACUAGAAGCUAUUUUCGUUCUGUAUAAUUUGAGUGAGUCCAUAAAGUUUACCAACACACCUACAGGUUGCUGCUAUAUAAAAUGUGCCACACAUGACACUACACCCAGUGAAUUGUCAGAUGCCCAUAAGUAUGCCGGUUCCUGUAGAAAGACAUUUCGAUUCUGGGUACACAUUUGGGAAACGUAGGGACUCGUUGCUUACAAAGUUUGAUCUACUGUUUGAAGACAGUUUGAAAGAAUGGAUGAGCUUCAAGCCUGCCAUUGGACUCGCUGUGUACCCAUGUUACGCUUGCAGACAUAUGUUCAGUACGAAAUCCGCCCUACAAGACCACGUGAACCGCCGAGUGCUGGUCUUCCAGUACACCUGCACCAAUUGCUCCGAAAUCCAACCGUGCGUCUUUUACAACCGAUGCGCCCUCUUGUUGCAUCUGCGCACGCAUUUCGAUUUCGAUCGGGGCGAGAUCGACCUUGAUGCGCUCGUCACCGGUUUCCUGCCUAUCUCAUUGGCUGGCUUUCUACCUCACCCCGAUAUUCCAAGGUUAUACGAUGCGCCAGAAUCGAACGAUCGAGUCGAUAGUUAUAUCAACACCCAGUUCUAUACGCCUGACUUGACAGAGAGAGGAAAGCAAGUGGUUAUACUGAAGGCGAAUAGUUUGACGUUUGAGGAGAGUGGGGGGCAAGGCAUUACCUUGAUGCAGGUUUCACUGGAAGUACCAAAAUGCGAGUUCAUCACCUUGGAGCACCACUUGAAACUGAAACAAGCCUACUCAGCAAAUAGACAUCAUGAAGAAUGGCAAAACCAACAACAGCUUCAAUUGCAGUCGUUGGUGUCCAGGGUUAAUGGCGCAGCGCCUGUAGAUAUCAAGGAAGAACCUCAGGAUGACGAUAACUCCAGCUCUGACUAUCAUCAGAACAUGACCCUACCUGUCAUUGCCAAGGUUGAGUCGUUACAAGAAAACAAUAACACAGUCAUUCUGCCCAAGUGUUUGGAAUGCAAUUUGUACCAAGAGUGCACGAUGGCCGAACAUUACCUAGGCGACAACCGACCUGCCGAUAUGAACCUACGCUGUCUCACCUGCAAAUUCAUCGCUUCCACCGAGUGCUCCUUAAAGGCUCACAUCCGGAUCCACUCUGAAAUUCCCCCUCAUGUAUGUCCCGAUUGUGGCAGGCACUUUGAAAAUCCUGAGACACUCAGAGAACACAUGAGUGAGGUUUGCUUCCAUCUCGCAAAACUGGUGCGAUAUAGAUGCCCAGGCAAAAAGUGUGGCAAAUUGUUCGCAAACAACAACACUUUUGGCAUACACCUCAAGAAUCAUCUGAUUCAAUCUUUGACCUGCUGUGUGUGCAACGCCAUCUUGCAUUCCAACAUCGAGGCGGAAGAGCACAAAUUGCGACAUCCCGAAGAAGAAAGACAAAACUGUGUUUUCAGGAGGAAACAUCACUGCCUCAUUUGUCCAGACGAUAUUAUCACUGAUAAGAACUACACGGAGCACAUCAAUAUGCAUACUUCCGAAAUGGAUCGUUGUAUUUACGUGUAUAUGUGCAAGCUGUGUAGGAGCAGUUUUAGAUCGACUACGACGUUCGCGUCUCACUCGCUGAGGUGCAACGGCAGAGGACCAUCUGGGGGAAAUUCUGCGAAAAAUAAGAAGUCUGGCUUCUUUACUAAAGACUGCGAAGGAUGUGAUACCAAAAUUAUCUACAGCAAUGAAAAACCUUUAAGGUUUUGCAACGGAUGUAAGAUGACCAAACUUCUCAAGCCGCCCUCUAUCGAGUCUGAACCGGAGCCAGAGAAGUCUCAAGUGCCUGAGAAGCCACAGAAGCUUGUACAUAAAAGAUACUACUGCGUUCUUUGCAAGAACAAAAUAACCAUAGAAGAAAAAGUGACACACAUGCGACGUUGUGGAUAUGCCCAUCCUCUAGUCCUUAUCAAAAAACUGACACACAGGCAAAUCCAAAAGUACACAGUACCUGGGGGCGUCAAAGACGAGUUAGCUUCCCCGCCUCCAAAACGUCGAUCUGACCCAAAGUCUCCAAAUAAAGAUGAAAAUAGAAGAAGCAGAAAACGGCCUUCCAGGCCCAGACCAAAGCCUGAUUUGGAACCUGAUUUGACAGCUGGCGAACCAAUGACGUUUGAUGGAACGUACUACUGCAAACUUUGCGAUUUUAAAAAUGAGAAUAGGGAAGAGUUUCAUCAACAUAUCAAAGACCAUCGAGAUGUUUCAACGGCUUAUCAAUGUAUGGAGUGUGGAGAGUGCUUCGUGGUGAAACCGUCUUUAAUGAAGCACUUGAUGCAUUUUCACAAUGUGGCAGACUGUGAAGCUUAUUUAGAAGCUAACGAUUGUUACGAUGUUGAAGCUGUGAAGGAACUUCAGGAGACUGUUCGUUUGGGGCCUUUGGCUGUCGCAGAUUCUGAGGAACCUUUGAAAGAAAAUCAAUGCAGGGUUUGCAGGGAAGAGUUCGAAGAUUCUGCCAGUUUGAACAAGCAUUUCAGGAUUCAUGGAAUGGCGUUUUUGUUGAAGAAUUCAAAGUGAUUAGUUAUGUAGUUUCGUAAAUAAGAGAACAUCUUUGUUAAUGAAUGCGUCUUUAAGAUACUUUGUUUCAAAUAGAUCCAAAACGUUAGUUUCCAAACUGCAAUUAGCAUAGAAGGAGCAGUAAAAGGCCUUAUGGUUCCAGUUCGAAGCUUGAUUAGAAACCUGGCAUAACAUUUGACAGAUGAAACUACUGCAAAUUUGCGGGUGGGAAUUGCACAGGGUUUGAUCAACAUACCAAUUGCCAAAGACCAUCGAGAAGUUUCAACGGCUUAUCAAUGCAUGGGGUGUGGAGAAUGCUUCGUGGUGAAACCGUCUUUAAUGAAGCACUUGAUGCAUUAUCAAAAUAUGACAGACUGUGAAGUUUAUUUAGAAGCAAACGAUUGUUAUGAUGUUGAAGCUGUGAAGGAACUCCAGGAAACAGUCUGGUUGGGGCCUCUGGCUGUCACAAAGUCUGAGGAACCUUUAAAAGAAAAGCGUUGCAGGGAAGAGUUCGAGCAUUCUACCAGUUUGAAAAAGAAUUUAAGGAUUCGCGGAAUGGCGUCAAAGCGAUCUGUUAUGUAGUUUUGUUAAUACAUGUGUUCAUUUUUGGUAAUAAAUGCAUCUUUAGGACACCUAGUUUCUUUCAAAUAAAUCCAAACGUUAGUUUCCAAACUUCAAUUAGCAUAGAAGGAGCAGUAAAGCUCCUGGUCCCAAGUAGACGCUUGACUAGAAUCUUGACAGCUGACACGCUGUGACAUUUGGCAAAUCAAACUACUGCAAACUUUGCGAUUUCAUUUGUAGGAAUCAACCGCUUAUCAACGCAUGUAGUGUGACGAGCACAUCCUCGUGAAACCAAUUUAGUUAAGCACUUGAUGUAUUUUGGCAAUAUAUACUAAGUGACAUAUAAA